AUGGUUGGUUGGUAUGCUUUAGGAAUCGCGCUUUUUGCUGCGAUCGGAACCUUUCUUUUUGGCUUCGAUACUGGGAUUGCCACCACAACAAUUGCCCAUGAAAGCUGGAUCGAGUACAUGCAGCACCCGUCAGAGGGCUUGACGGGCGCGGUUGUCGCGGUCUAUAUUGCCGGUGAAGCUGUCGGUGCCCUGCUGCAAACCGCCGUCGCCGACAAACUUGGUCGUCUUCGCUUUAUGGAGUUGAUGUGUAUAAUCGUGACGAUAGGCACCACAAUCCAGACAGCAUCAAUCAAUAUCGGGAUGUUUCUAGCCGGGCGUGCGUUAGCCGGUGUAGCUGUUGGAGGCAUGGUCGGUACCGUUCCCAUCUAUCUCAGCGAGAUCUCAGACCCUCGGUAUCGCGGUCUGAUCGGAGGGAUCUCAGGUUGCGGUAUUGCCUUUGGCACAAUGGCCUCAAAUUGGGUCGGGUAUGCUUGCAGCUGGGCCCCAUAUGGCGCCGUACAAUGGCGCCUUCCUCUCGCCAUCCAGAUACCGUGGGGUGUCAUCAUGUUCUGCGGUUUAGUAACCUUCAUGCCGAACUCGCCGCGUCAUCUGGUUCGAGCGGGCAAGGUGGAGGCAGCACGCAACGAAUUCAGCCGAAUCCGCCGGGACCUCAAUUCGCUUGAGCUGCGGCAGGAGUUUGCGCAGAUGCUGGCUCAGAUCGAAUAUGAGAAGGAGAGAGAGAUCACCUCGUACAAAGAGAUCUUCAAGCUAUUCAGACAUCGUGCGAUGGUAUCAAUUGCUGUGCAAACCAUGACCAGUCUCACUGGUGUCAACGUGAUUCAGUCACUUGGCAUUGACCGUCACACCAUCCUCGCUCUGGCAGCAGUUUACGGCACUGUGGCAUUCCUUACCAAUGUCCUCACCACGAGGUUCCUGACUGAUCAAUGGGGUCGUCGAAAGAUGAUACUCGCCGGUCUUAGCGGCAUCAUCGUCGUCGAGAUUUAUGCUGCCGUCAUGCAACGCGAGUUCCAAAACACAGAUAACCGGAUUGGCAAGGGAUUUGCUAUUCUCGGGAUUUACCUCUUCGUGGUGAUCUAUUACGGUAUGCUGAACAGCACGACUUGGCUCUACGGCGCUGAGGUCCUGCCCAUAGCCCUCCGCAGCAAAAUCAUGGGGCUAGCAGCAGCGUCCCACUUUAUUGUCAAUGUCGCCAUCACGGAAGCCGGCCCUAGUGCAUUCGCAAAUAUUCACGAGAACUAUUACUACGUCUUUGUCGGCUGCACGCUGUUCUUCCUCGUCGUGGCUUAUUUCUAUUUCCCUGAAACAAAGAUGAAGACUCUCGAAGAGAUUGCUGCCUCUUUCGGCGAUAGGGUUAUUGGUGUAGAGGAUGUGGAUCCUGAUGCGAAGCCUGGGUCAGGGGUUGUUCAUGAAGAGGAGAGCGGGACUCGUUAA
Messenger RNA from Aspergillus nidulans FGSC A4, 1431 nucleotides. RefSeq names its product putative MFS monosaccharide transporter (Hxt8) (gene hxt8). NCBI's taxonomy places the organism in Eukaryota, Fungi, Ascomycota, Eurotiomycetes, Eurotiales, Aspergillaceae. The transcript has 11 exons. The record is from RefSeq and is a predicted model, not a curated record. Gene Ontology annotation, biological process: carbohydrate transmembrane transport; proton transmembrane transport; transmembrane transport. Gene Ontology annotation, molecular function: transmembrane transporter activity. Gene Ontology annotation, cellular component: membrane. Bases 1 to 1431 code for a protein of 476 amino acids.